This is a messenger RNA of Dermatophagoides pteronyssinus (European house dust mite), 1562 nucleotides long. Its product is annotated as lysosomal dipeptide transporter MFSD1-like. The record is from RefSeq and is a predicted model, not a curated record. Gene Ontology annotation, biological process: transmembrane transport. NCBI's taxonomy places the organism in Eukaryota, Metazoa, Arthropoda, Arachnida, Sarcoptiformes, Pyroglyphidae. Gene Ontology annotation, molecular function: transmembrane transporter activity. Gene Ontology annotation, cellular component: lysosome.
UUUUUUCGUUUGAUGAUAUGCCAUCAUCAUCAUCAUUUUCAUUUUAGUGUUUUUAUAAAAAUUUUUUGCUUUCUUUAACUUAGUUAUUCUUUGUUUUGAUGAUUAAUAAUGGAAUUUCCAAGAUCUGAAACACAAGAAAAUCUGGUCGAAUUUGGCCAACAAAAUGAACAGAAUGAUAAUGAACAAAAUGGAUCAUGUUUUGGAAAUAUUUGCCAUCCAUCCAAACGAACGCAUAGAUAUUUUGUAUUGAUAUUUAUGUGUUUUUUGGGUUUCGGAAGUUAUUAUUGUUAUGAUAAUCCUGGAGCAUUACAACAACAAAUCAUUACUGAUAUGAAAAUCGAUGUUAGUUCAUUUUCACAAUUAUAUUCAUGGUAUUCAUGGCCACAAACUAUAUUAUGUUUUUUUGGUGGUUUUCUUAUUGAUCGUGUUUUUGGUAUACGUCUUGGAGCGAUUAUAUUUGCGGCGAUUAUUUUUCUGGGACAAUUAACUUUUGCUGCUGGUGCUUUAACUAAUCAUUUUUGGUUAAUGAAUUUUGGUCGUUUUAUAUUUGGUAUUGGAGGCGAAUCAUUAGCAGUGGCACAAAAUACUUAUGCUGUCAGUUGGUUUAAAGAUAAAGAAUUAAAUAUGGUUUUUGGUUUACAAUUAAGUAUUGCUCGGGCUGGUAGUUCAGCCAAUUUUGUUACAAUGGUUUCCAUUUAUGAAUUUGUUAAUGAACAUUUUCAAGGAUAUAAAUGUCUUGGUUUAGCAUUAUUGAUUGCAUCCACAACAUGUCUUUUUUCAUUAAUAUGUGCACUUAUUCUUGCUUAUUUUGAUAAAAGAGCAAGUAGAAUUUUGGAAAAAGAUGCUAUUGCCGAUGAAAAAGUUAAUAUAACCGAUGCUAAAACAUUUCCAUUAUCAUUUUGGUUGAUAGCAUUUAUUUGUGUUUCAUAUUAUGUUACAAUUUUUCCAUUCACAGCACUUGGAAGUUUAUUUUUUCAAAGAAAAUUUGAAAUUGGCCAAAAAGAAGCAAAUUUUUAUGAUGCACUUAUUUAUACAAUAUCAACAGUUGCAUCACCAAUACUUGGAAUAAUGGUCGAUUGGAGUGGAAGAAAUUUAUUCUGGGUAUUAUCAGCAACAUUGAUUACAUUAUUAGCACAUGGAAUGUUAGCCUUUACAUUUAUUCAUCCAUUAAUUGCAAUGAUAAUAAUGGGUAUUGGUUAUUCAGUAUUAGCAUGUGCAUUAUGGCCAAUGAUUGCAUUGGUUAUACCGCAAAGACAACUUGGUACUGCAUAUGGUAUUAUGCAAUCGGUACAAAAUCUUGGUCUUGGUUGUGUUGUACUUGCUGCCGGUUAUAUUGUCGAUUCAAGAGGUUAUAUUAGUUUGGAACUUUUCUUUCUAUCAUGGUUAUGUUUAUGUCUUUUCAUUGUUAUUUUAUUAUAUAUGGAUGAUAAACGUAAAACAAAUGGAAUGCUUAACAUGUCAUCAGAACAACGUAAAACUUAUAUGGAACAAAAUCGAUUAGAAAAUUUGAUCGAUUCCGAAUCAUCGAAUCAAGAAAAAAAAGAUGACUAAAUUUGAUUUUG